Messenger RNA from Arachis stenosperma, 2909 nucleotides. RefSeq names its product putative pentatricopeptide repeat-containing protein At3g08820. Gene Ontology annotation, biological process: RNA modification. NCBI's taxonomy places the organism in Eukaryota, Viridiplantae, Streptophyta, Magnoliopsida, Fabales, Fabaceae. The transcript has 2 exons. Gene Ontology annotation, molecular function: zinc ion binding; protein binding; RNA binding. Bases 863 to 2893 code for a protein of 676 amino acids. The record is from RefSeq and is a predicted model, not a curated record.
AGAAGUGCUAUGAAAAUGCACGCAAUUCAAAGUGCAAAAGCAAAAUGGUAGUAUCCAAUGAAUUAUGGCUCAAAUGACCAAACACUCACAUAGUUUCCUUGUACUAAUCUAAGAGGUGGCGGACCCUAUUUUUGGUUAAAAAAAAAUGGUAGUAAAUGUAAAAAUAAGGAGAAAAGAGGGGAAUUUGUAAUUUUGCCAUUUAUAUCUUCCCAUCGGAAAAUACAUAGAUUACAAGCAAGUACAGCGUGGCUUCCAGCCACCCUUUCUUCUCCUUCUCUUCAGUUCAGACUUCAGAGAGCUGCCUCCUGAAACCCUAGCUUCUCCACCACCGCUGCAAGGACUGCCACCGUCCGUCGAGCUCAGGCACCACCUUCCUCGUCUGGUCAUCCGCCUUUCUUCUUCAUUCAACAAUCGCACCCCCUUCCUCGAGCUCGGCAUCAGUCCCUGGUCUUCGUCUGCUCCGUGGCGCUCAAGCACCACCAUCUUCGUCUGGUCGUGGUGCUUGAAGUUUCCAACCCACCAAUAGCAACAUCUUCCUCGAGCUCGGUGCGUUGGAGUCUGCUUUUCGUUUGUCAGCCGCAGCUUCUUCCAAUCCACCACCGUCGUGCUCGUCUCCUGCCCUCCGUCUUUGUUGCGCUUCUGCCCCUAUGCUCAGACUGCUCAGAAGUCAGAACGAAGUACAGGGCUUAAGCUGUGUGGCACUGUACAGAGUUGAUGCUUCGGGAAACUGUGCUGCUCCAGACGGCGACGACGUUCAGAGACGUAACCUGCAUUCGGCAUCGUUGACUUGCACCACCGCACAUGCUAUCAUUGGCCUGUUUCUCUCUCUUGUCUUGAAAUUGGUUCCUGUUGAUGACUUCCCAUGGCGGCUAUGGAGCUCAAGCACUGCCUCCUCCAUGGCCUCAACUCCUUCAACCACCUCAGGACCGCCCACUGCCGCCUCCUCCGCCUCUACAUCGACCACGAUAACUACCUUCUCAACAUCAUCCUCCAGUAUUCAUUUUUCUUUCGCAACGCGCCCUACGCCAAACGCGUCUUCUCCCAAUCCAAGAACCCUAACAUAUACCUCUUUAACACUAUGAUCCGUGGAACGGUCUCCAACGACUCCUUUGACGACGCCGUUCUGUUUUACAACUCAAUGCGCAGCGCCGGGUUCUUGCCAGACAACUACACGUUCACUUUUGUACUCAAAGCGUGUGCCAGGCUGGCGGAUUUUCCGUUUGGCGUCAAGCUCCAUUCGCUUGUUGUGAAAAUGGGAUUCAAUUGUGACGUGUUUGUCAAGACAAGUCUUGUUUGUUUGUAUUCGAAAUGUGGGUACUUAAAGGAUGCACGGAAGGUGUUUGAUGAUAUUCCUGAGAAGAAUGUUGUUUCGUGGACCGCUAUUAUCUGUGGGUAUAUUGGGUGUGGCCUUCACGAGGAAGUAGUUGGUUUGUUUAGAGAGUUGUUAGAGGUGGGCGUGAAGCCGGAUAAUUUCACUCUCGUUCGGGUUUUGUAUUCGUGUUCUCAGUUAGGGGACUUGGCCAGUGGAGAGUGGAUUGAUAAGUAUAUAACUGAGAGUGGUUUCCAUAGGAAUGUGUUUGUGUUGACUUCUUUGGUUGACAUGUAUGCCAAGUGCGGGAGCAUGGAGAAGGCGCGGCAGGUUUUUGAUGGAAUGGUUGAGAGGGAUAUUGUUUGUUGGAGUGCCAUGAUUCAGGGCUAUGCAUCCAACGGGCUUCCUAAGGAAGCACUUGACUUGUUCUUUGAGAUGCAGAGGGAGAAUCUGAGGCCUGAUUGCUAUGCCAUGGUGGGAGUUCUUUCUGCAUGUGCGAGGUUGGGAGCACUGGAGUUGGGGAAUUGGGCUAAUGGAUUGUUGGAUGCUGAUGAGUUUUUGUCGAAUCCUGUACUAGGCACUGCCUUGAUUGACUUUUAUGCUAAAUGUGGAAGCAUUGCACAAGCGGUGGAUAUUUUCAGAAUGAUGAAGGGAAAGGAUCGUGUGGUGUUCAACGCCAUAAUUUCUGGACUGGCUAUGAACGGACAUGUUCGGGCCACAUUUGGGGUAUUUGGACAAAUGGAGAAGUAUGGAAUUCAGCCAGAUGGGAAUACUUUUGUUGGCUUACUUUGCGGGUGUGCCCAUGCUGGUUUGGUUAAUGAUGGUCGACGAUAUUUCGAUAGCAUCAGUCAUGUCUUUUCUUUAAGUCCUACUAUCGAGCAUUAUGGAUGCAUGGUGGAUCUUCUAUCCCGUGCAGGCUUGUUGGUCGAAGCACAUAAUUUGAUCAAGAGUAUGCCAAUGAAACCGAAUACUAUUGUUUUGGGGGCAUUAUUGGGAGGAUGCAGGUUGCAUCGUGAUACUAAAUUGGCAGAACCCGUGUUAAAGCAGCUGAUUGAGUUAGAACCAUGGAAUUCAGGACAUUAUGUUCUCUUAUCAAAUAUAUAUUCAGCAAGUCGUAGAUGGGAUGAAGCAGAAAAAGUUAGGUUAACACUGAACAAGAAAGGAAUGCAAAAAUUACCUGGGUGUAGUUGGGUUGAAGUGGAUGGGGUUGUUCAUGAAUUCCUUGUAGGAGAUACUUCCCAUCCUAUGUCACAGAAGAUAUAUGAGAAACUUGAAAGUUUGUUUAAGGAAUUGAGAGAAGUUGGUUAUAGUCCGACUACUGAGUUUGUGCUCUUCGAUAUAGAGGAAGAGGAGAAGGAGUACUUCCUUGGCUGUCAUAGUGAAAAAUUAGCCAUUGCAUUUGCCCUGAUCAAUACUGGGGCAAAUGACAUCAUUCGUGUUGUUAAAAAUCUACGCGUAUGUGGUGAUUGUCAUGAGGCCAUAAAACUCAUUUCCAAAGUUACAGGGAGAGAGAUAAUCAUUAGGGAUAAUAACAGAUUCCAUUGUUUCAGAGAAGGUUCAUGUUCUUGUGGAGAUUAUUGGUAACAUUUUGUGAUGUAGA